Molecule: messenger RNA, 2180 nt
Organism: Trichogramma pretiosum
Lineage: Eukaryota; Metazoa; Arthropoda; Insecta; Hymenoptera; Trichogrammatidae
Product: WD repeat-containing protein 60
Exons: 9
Coding region: 1-1962 (653 amino acids)
Biological process (GO): intraciliary transport
Cellular component (GO): cytoplasmic dynein complex
Molecular function (GO): dynein light chain binding; dynein heavy chain binding
Source: RefSeq, a predicted model, not a curated record
AUGUGUAGGGGAGAAAAACAGACAGAGAACAAAUCGUUGGCGUCGGCGGACGAGGGCUUCGAGGAUGCGAGAUCCGGCGAUUUCGCAAAAUCAUCGCCGCGAGUGUCGCAGAUCAAUUUGGUGAAUGCAGAAAAAUCGAGACCGAAAAAAAUCAUCGAGGAACCAACUAAAAAAACACUGACAAGAGGUCAAAUCCUCAUGAGCAUGAUCAAGCUGGACACGGUGGAAUUUUCGCUGUACGAAGCCCACCCCAUAUCCUACGACGAGUACAUCCGCACUUAUGGAAAAUUAAACAGCCAACAGACUUACACGCAAACCAACGAGGACAAUCUCGACGUCGAGAUCCAGACCACCGGCAUCGAGCUCGAGAACAAGUGGACGCAGUUCCCGGUGCGCUGCCGCGGCUCGCUCAAGACUCACGACGACGUGCGCCAGUUCAAGCUCGAUCACCUGGGCUGCGGCGGGGACGCGCCCGAUCAGAGCUCGUUCUUCGCGGCGCCGAGCUACGACGUCCUCCGGCUGACGGAAUUUCUCGACCGAGCCGGCAAGCUGGUGCUGGCUCUGCUCGAGGAGAGUGAGAUGGGCGGCGACGUGAUGGGCAGCGACACGCGCGACUUUCCGUUCAGCGAGGGCUGCGUGAAGCUCGCCACCGGCUCGAUCUCGUUUCUCGCCGGCCGACAGGUUCGCCGGCUGUGCUACGCGGAGUCGAAUCACAAGAUUCUCGCGAGCGUUCACGCGUCCUCCCACGAGAAAUUUCAAUUGACCGACAAGCAGGAUUACAUAAAGGACUGCUGCGUCGGCUGCGUCUGGAACAUCAACGAGCCGUCGAGGCCGACGAAGAUGUUCUACUCGCCGAGUCCCGUGACCGCCUGCUGCUUUCACUGCACCAACAACAACAUCGUUUUCGCUGGUAAUCAAGAUGGCUCGAUCUGCCUGUGGGAUCUGCGCGAGGACGAGACCUGGCAUCAGCGAAUCAGCGACAAGACCAACGAGAUAGACUGGAUAGUGCGCAGCUCGACCUACACGACGGCGGGAAACGUCGAAUUGUCGCACUCGAGCACGGUGGUGGCCAUCGGCACGCUGCUCAACGCCGCCAAUCUCGACAGCGGUCAGGAGGAGAGCAGCAGCAACGACGGAUUCUUCAACAUUCAGCUGUGCAGCCUCGACGAAGACGGCCGACUGAUCGUCUGGAGCGUCAUAAGGAAUCUGACGCAGCAGCAACAGCAGCAGCAACGAAACGCCGGCAGCAGCAGCAGCAACGACAAAGAUCUCGGCCUGGCCCAGUGGGGUCGCGUGAAACUCGUCAAGAGCCAGGAGGUUGCCACGAGGCGGCUCGAGGUCGGCGGCGUGGCCAAGUGCUUCGUCGACAUGGCCGUGGACCAGGCGGACAGCGACAAUCUUUAUCUGGCCGUCAACGACACCAACGUGCUGUACGUCAAUUGCGCCGGUGGCGGGAGAAACAGCACUCCGUUUUACAGGAUCAACGAGAUGGAUUCUUGCGGCAGCACGACGUGCCUCGAAGUAUUUCCGUUCAAGCGAUCGUAUUUUCUAGCAGGAUGCAAAGACGGUAGCAUAAGGCUGCACUCACUGCACGCGGAGACACCUCUCAUGAAACUGAAGGACGAGGAUAGCUUGGCCGGAAUCCGUAGCAUUCAAUGGUCCAGAUCGAGACCGUCGAUUUUUUACGUUCUGGACGAUCAAUCCAGAAUCGCCGUGUGGGACAUGUUAAAAAGCGCCACCAAGCCGAUUUACGUGGUAGCGACCACGAACUGGGAAUCCGUCAAAUGUAUCAAGCUGUCGCCGUGCAACGUCGAACGCGACAAGCAAAAUCAAUACAUGGCCAUCGGAACGUACGGCGGCAACGUCGAGGUUCACAAGCUGAAGAGAGAUUUCUAUUUUUCUAAACAAGAGGAUAUGCAGCGCGAGAUGGAUGCCUUUUUGGAAUUCGUCUCCAUUUUGUAACAUAUGUUCCAGUUGAAAAGGGCAGAGUUCUCUUGGACAGAGAGGACGAGUUUAUUUUGUGAAAUUUCUAAUUUUGAAAAACAGUUAACGAUCGUUCGCCAAAAAAAAAAUGUAUACGAAUUAGAUACGUAUCCGUUUAAACUUUUGCACUGUUAUACGUAUAGAAUAAAACUUAUUUUUAAAACUAGAAUAAUAAACUCGAGCCAAAAAAAUAAUGA